CCCUCUUUCCUCCUCCAGCCAAUCGACAAGGCACUAAUCGGUGCGAUUAGCUCCGUAUUUUUAAGGCCGAGGAAGCAGCCAAAUCCAUAACUUGUUGUUUGUCACCAACCCUGCGACCCUUGUUUGUUCACUGUCUAUUUCUGUUGCUGCUCUUUUGUUCUUUUAUGCGGGGAUCGCCGACCUAGCAUUUAUUUCUCGGUGCGUUCUGGAGGUUGUGUUUAUUUAGGGUUCAGUUGCCGGCUAAUUUAGCUUAAAUUAGCGGGACCAAAGACGACCUCGUCAUAUUUCAGGAACAUUCCUAAAUUAGGCAAAAGACAAGAGAUCUCAAAGAGAUAAAUCGCCUUCUGGUCCUUUUGUUUUCGGGUGGAAGCUUCGCGCGGCAAUCGGGUACCAAAUGCCAACAGUUUUCCAAGAGGCAGGAUGGGGGAGGAUAGCGGAUAAAGAUGAGAUGGAUGUCGACUGUGUGGCUAAUAAUCCGUUCGUCGAACAAAAGGCUAAAAAGGACAGCUCCUCAUUGUCUUCAUCGACCGGUACAACCACACCCCCAUCUGACGUACAGGAACACGCGAGCACUGGGAUCCGUCCCCAUCCACUUUUUCAAGAAUCAUACGCACCAAACCAUACAGUACACGCUUUCAGAACAUCUUCGCUAUCCUUGGGAAGUUUACGAGAAUUGUCUCCAAAGCGUCCUGUCCCUACUGUAACACCGGGACAAAAAGGCAUCUCUUCAUCUACAUUUUCAGUCCGUAUCAACACUCCCCCUUCCAACAGUCAUCGCCCAGAUCCUAUUCACCUCAUCCAUACAGCAUCCAGCAAUCUUUCCUCAGCGAAUUCUUUGCGCUCAGCCAGGCGUCUCUCCCAUUCGCCAUAUAUAGUCCCUUUCCCGUCACCCAGACUACCCCGUGGUCCUUUGACGCAAGUCAUGACAAACGUAAAAACUACAGAGAGUGUAGUCAAAGAAGAGCUUCCAACUACAUCACAACCUCUCGAGCCAUCUCAACCUUCACUAACCUCAAUCGAAAUCGAGCCUACUGAUUCAGCGCCAAAUGUUCCGCCAGAACCUGCUUCGUAUACUUUUGGUACAGCUGCAGGCUCGAUGAAUAUGGCUACCCGACGAGGUGCGCGUCCUGCACUUCUCAGUCCUCAUGGCAUGAGAUCAGCCCAGCACGGUGUAUCAUCGACACGUGGCCUUCUAACUCCUCAACCCAGCUCAGGCUUCCGCCACCUUCCUUAUCCUUCACCGGCCCCUCUCCUGACUGCUCCGAUCUCCCCCGACUCAAGGUGCUUCAACCAAUCCGCCCCUGCUGAUGCUCCUGCGACUCCUUUACAGCCGAUACAGUCAGGUAAAGCACCGAACCCGUACCAAGUCAGUUUAGAUGAGAUCCCGAGGAGUUUUGUGAUGAAGAAGCUUGUUGAGCUGGCGCCGAAAUACUGGUAUUCUCCGGAGAGUGCGGACUGUCAAAUUGUUGUUCCUACUCGCCGUACCCACAAAGUUAACAAGGCUGAGUGUCGGCCGAAGAUGCCUCAGACAGCGGUUCCUAUCGGAAUGAGUUCCGCCAGUUUCAAUGAACAGUCUCAAAUGGCGAACUCGAACCUGUCGCUCGCUGAGCAGCAGGCCACCAGGGCAUACUGGCGUCCAAUUCCUGCUGGGGUAUCCGAUGGUGACCUUGGGAUCAAGCCAGAUGUUGUGACGAGCUCAACGACUGAGGGACACAUGGGUGCUUCGGGGAGGAGAGGGAGUUUACCUGGAUACAAUCAAGUCGAACAGUGUCUCGUAUUCCCCCUUCACAAGGAUUACCUGACCACCCAAUCGACACUUUUCCACAGCCUUAUCAGCUCCGCCACAGCUCAUGUCACCACCCCCACCCAACGCGAUCAGUACGGUCGUCUUGUUUGGCAGUCCCCGAUAUACCGCGGCGCAAAAGUGUUGCCUACAAAACAUGGCCGACAGAGAGUGCUCUACGUCCCACUGCCAGACCCGUCAAGCUUCGGUGUACUCCUUCAUUGGUUGUAUUGGCACGAUGCUGGUCACUUCAAUCAUUGCUUGUCCAGGGGACUCGCCACAUGGCAAGGCGUUAUCCGUAAUAUCGAGUAUCUUGGGCUUGAUAAUGAGAUCAAGCUCUUAGCCGGUAAAUGGUGGAAGAGAUGGGUCAAGCCUGUGGAAGCGGAUGAACGCACCAAUGGCGUUCAGAGCGUUAGUGGGUCAAAGAAGGGUAAAGACACGGCGACCGAUGUGGAGUUUGAUGACGAUGACGAGGAAGAGGCUGGCAUGGAUAGUGGAGCGGAUGGGGACGAUGAGGAAAUAGGCAGUGGGGUGGAAAUAGUAACGGAAGAUGGGUUCGCAGACCGUGUGUCCACCCAGCUGAGCUUGUCUUAAUGGAUGAGGGAAUUUUUCACGAUUGAGUUGGUAGUGGACAGUAUUCCCCAUUGAUUAUUGCUUUUCCAGAAGUUUGGGAGUAUCGUUUGAUACCUUGCAUGGGUCAAACUGUAGAUUGUGACGUCCAUCUUGUGUCCAUAGUGUCUUUAUUUCUUUCAAAGUGUAGUCGUAACCUUUCUGUGUACCUUCAUGCUAUGUUUUUUUAGAUUCCUUGGAGGUUGUGGAGAAUAGAGGAAGAAUAUCUGCACAGAUGUCAUCCACAUA
This is a messenger RNA of Cryptococcus deneoformans JEC21, 2641 nucleotides long. RefSeq names its product expressed protein. Lineage: Eukaryota; Fungi; Basidiomycota; Tremellomycetes; Tremellales; Cryptococcaceae. The transcript has 4 exons. The record is from RefSeq and is a predicted model, not a curated record. Bases 395 to 2377 code for a protein of 660 amino acids.